This is a messenger RNA of Jatropha curcas, 1240 nucleotides long. NCBI's taxonomy places the organism in Eukaryota, Viridiplantae, Streptophyta, Magnoliopsida, Malpighiales, Euphorbiaceae. The record is from RefSeq and is a predicted model, not a curated record.
UUUCAACCGUUUUAGAAAAAAUAAAAAGGGCAGAAAGGGAAGAGAAUGGGCACAGAGAAAUAGUUUCCUCAAGAAGAGAAAGCCUGCCUGAACAAAUGCAAUUUUCUCGUUUCCUUUCAGCUCAAAACUAACCCUUUUAGCUUCUUCCACCAUGAAACCCAAUCUAAUAACCGCCAAUUCUUUUCGAGUUUCCAAUUCCUUAACUCCUAGGAUUUCAAUUCCAUUUCCCAGACCUUCAAAUCCACUCUCCAAUCAUUUCCUUUCCACAACCUUUCACUCUUCCAAACCUUGUCGUUUCUUUCCUAUUUGCUUUUCAAAUCCCAAACAAUCCAGUUUCAUUAAUGAAGCAUCGCCAGAUUCUACCGCCGAAUUGGGUGCCAUUUCAAAUGAAAGUCUUGGAGAAGAGGAAUUGGGGAGGAAUUUGAAUGUGCAAGUUGGAAAUUCAAUUGUUCCCUCGUAUUUUCAGUCGUCGACUAAGCUUAGUUUGAGUGACCAAGCUUUCUUUCUCCUGUCGUUUAUUGCUUGCACGACUUCUAUAGCAUUUACAAGCCUUGUCGUUGCCGCCAUCCCAACACUCUAUGCAAUGGGAAGAGCUGCAACAUCUCUUUCAAAGUUAGCAGACGUAGCUCGUGAGGAACUUCCUAGUACAAUGGCUGCAAUUAGGCUUUCAGGCAUGGAAAUCAGUGAUCUUACAUUGGAAUUAAGUGAUUUGAGCUUAUGCACUAGAAUUGAGAGUUUCCUUAGUUAUCAAUGGAAGCUAAGACCUGUCCUGCUACCCUGUGUGAUUAGAGCAACAUGCCAUGAGAUAGCUGAUGGAGUCAACAAAUCAGCUCAAGCUGUUCAUGCAGCUGAAGCUGGGAUUCGACAGAUAGGCACCCUUGCUCAUCAACGCACCAUCUCUAUGAUUCAAGAGAGAGCCAGCCUGCCUAUCAUCUCCCUGCAACCUGUUGUUGCUGGGGCUGCAAAGAAGACUUCUGAUGCUGUCGGCCAAGCCACCAAGUCAUUCAUGAAUAUUUUCUCUCGAGUGGAGUUCAGUACAGAUGAUGAGGAUGAUAAUGAAAUUGAAAGGAUAGAUAUCUAAGAGUUUUACUUCGUCUGAUUUAAAUGAUAUCCUUGUGUAAAUAUCUUGAAGAGCUGCAAUGGUAGAUACUGGUACGUGGAUAUUGUAAAUGCCCAUUUCCUUGUUAAUUUUAUCUACGACCUUCUUCUAUAUUCAAGUAAAAAACAUUUGUUUAAUAAA